AUGUCAGGCCCGAAGCCCAUCAGACCGAAUUACUCGCCGGGCGAGAAUCAUGGAGCACCCUUACCGACUACGUUCUUCACAGCUACUACGUCACGCAGGAGAAGCAAGAUUGAGCAAGCAUGCUCACGAUGCCGCUCUCUGCGCCGCAAGUGCGAUGGGCUGAAGCCUUGUGCAACAUGCCGUGAGCAGGCGUUCAAGUGUGAGUACGAGGGCGGGCGUGUGGGCUCUCAUAAGCUCACGCUCGCUAAGGCGGUCUGCAGAAUUGCCCAGCUCGAGGAAGAGCUUCGACAUGCCAAAGCGGGCUUGCAGACAUCAGAGACAAAACCACAACCUACCCCAGGCGAUGAAAAGCCCAGCGCAUCAUCCAUCGACGGCACGAAUGCGCCCACGGACGAGUGGAUGUCGAUUCUUCUGCAGGGUGUGGACGGCCUUUCCAUGACAACAGGCGCACCAGAGUUCUACGGACCUUCAUCGGCAAAUGCUAUUAUCGAUGCCCUGGAGAGCUCCGAACAGGAUUCGCCGGCAGCAGCUUCGUCCGAUGGUGGUACCGACAGAGCACGGUUGUGGCUUGAAUCUCCGCGUGACCUUACAUUUGCGAAAGUUGCCCAGUCAUCACUCCCACCCAAGGAGAUUGCAGACGAGUACCUUGCUGUCUUCUACCAAACAGCACACCGAAUAUACCCGAUCCUGAACCGCGCCCACUUCAUGAAGCGGUAUAACGACUUCUGGAAAGGCCUGCCUACAGAAGGGAACGGAUACGAGCACUGGGUUGCGGUAUUGUGCAUGGUCCUGGCACUUGGUCACCAGUGCAGCACUGCCGAUCCGGAUGUUCGCGUAAGAUCGAGGGCAUUACAAUCACAGCAUGGAGAAGAAUGCUUCGGUCUGGCCAAGGCGAUGCUGGCGUGGGCUCCGUUCAGUGGUGGCGAUAUGUCCGUUGUGAACAGCUUUUUGUUGGCGUACCUUUGGCUAUACAACCAGCAGAGACUACAUGAAGCGUACACAGUCUUGGGAGCAUCAAUAAGGACCGCCUAUGCGAUUGGACUGCAUCGAGACAGCGACUCUUCCGAGCAUUACGCAGCGGAAACCGACGGCUGGACUGCUUCUUGGUGGUGUCUGUUUGCAUAUGAGACAGAACUUGCCGCCAUUUCUGGACGGCCCAGCGCCAUACAGCCGCGGGAACUCGACAUGAGGCGCUUUUCUCAAGGCUUUUCAUCCAUCGAUUUGCAGUACGUUGAGUAUCUGAGGCAGCUCUCUGCCAUUGCCUGGGAAGUGUAUGAGCAAGUCUACUCUUUGUCACUUCAGCAUGUUCGAGUCGCAGAGCGCAUCGAAGCCGUUAAGCUCUCGGAUGAAGGCUUGUGCGGUUGGUAUGAGACUUGGUAUCGGGAAUGUGAAUGGUCCAGGGAACCGCAUGGUCUCCUCAUUCGACUUCGGUACCUGAAUAUGCGCAUACUGUACCAUCGAGGAUUCCUGAAGCUGGUCACACUCAACAAGGAACAGGUGCCAAUCGAGGCCACUGUGCCGGCUACCAAGUGCGUUCACCUGGCGUGCGAACUGAUCGAGACGAUCACCGCGUCCGUGAAUCGAGGUGGUAGUGGCAUACUGCAGGCUGCUGUGUUUGGCGUGCUUGGUUAUCUCUGGAAUGCGACCAUCACACUCCUGUUAUAUGCGCUUAGCGAGCGAGCGAUCCGGCAACUGGAUCUCGGUAGCGAAUUCUCGGACACUGAGAUGUCUGGAUUCGCCGGAGGCGCCGCACAACGAGCCAGGCGGUUACUGGAACGAUUCAAGGCGCAGAAGGCCGCGCAGCAGUCUGAUCAACGGCGGACUCUACGAGAUGUCCCUUCGGCAGGUGCUGACGAUGUGCUGGAAUCGUUCGGUAUGCUGGAUCAUCUGCUGUCCGGAUUCUCCCCCGGUAGCGAAAGGGCUUUCGAUGCAACUCGUCAGUACGACUUCCAGUCCUCAGAAUAUGAUGUGGAGAGCUGGAUCAACGACAACAAUGAAUCGUAUAGCUUUGACUUGCACGAGCCAUGA
Molecule: messenger RNA, 2028 nt
Organism: Cyphellophora attinorum
Lineage: Eukaryota; Fungi; Ascomycota; Eurotiomycetes; Chaetothyriales; Cyphellophoraceae
Product: Transcriptional activator protein acu-15
Exons: 4
Coding region: 1-2028 (675 amino acids)
Biological process (GO): DNA-templated transcription; regulation of DNA-templated transcription
Molecular function (GO): DNA-binding transcription factor activity, RNA polymerase II-specific; zinc ion binding; DNA binding
Source: RefSeq, a predicted model, not a curated record